Messenger RNA from Tachyglossus aculeatus (Australian echidna), 1667 nucleotides. RefSeq names its product C1q and TNF related 2 (gene C1QTNF2). The transcript has 3 exons. The record is from RefSeq and is a predicted model, not a curated record. Bases 174 to 1031 code for a protein of 285 amino acids. NCBI's taxonomy places the organism in Eukaryota, Metazoa, Chordata, Mammalia, Monotremata, Tachyglossidae. Gene Ontology annotation, molecular function: protein binding.
GUUAGCAGACUUUAAAUUCGAAGUCCUCCAGCUAGAAAGGAGCUGUUUGAAGCCGUUGCACGGUCCCCGCUUAAUUGGGCGGUGAUGAUUUGCCGUGGAAUGGGGGUUUAAGACCUGUGGAGCUUUCCAGUAGAUGUCAGCGUCUCACUGAAGAGAUUAGUCUUGGUGGUGCCAUGAUUGUCUGGGUGUUCCUAGCCUGGCUCGGUCCCUGUGCCGCCAACCAGCUCCUCAGUGCCUUUGCCAAAAGGGACUUCCAGAAGAGCUCCCCACAGCUCGUCUGCAGCAUGCCAGGGCCCCAAGGCCCCCCUGGCCUGCCAGGGGCACCAGGACUUUCUGGGAUGGUGGGCCGGAUGGGCUUCCCCGGCAAAGACGGUCAGGAUGGAAAAGACGGGGACAGGGGCGAGAAUGGAGAAGAAGGUGUACCGGGGCGAACGGGAAACCCGGGGAAGCCGGGGCCCAAGGGGAAGGCCGGGGCCAUCGGCAGAGCCGGCCCACGAGGACCUAAGGGUCUCAGGGGGAAUCCAGGCCGGAAUGGAGCUGCCGGGAAGAAAGGGCCCAAAGGGAAGAAGGGAGAGACGGGGCUGCCCGGCCACUGCAGCUGUGGGGCCACCCAGGCCAGAUCCGCCUUCUCGGUGGCCGUCACCAAGAGCUACCCCCGCGAGAGGCUGCCCAUCAAGUUCGACAAGAUCCUGAUGAAUGAGGGCGGCCACUACAAUGUGUCCAGUGGCAAGUUCGUCUGCGGCCUGCCCGGGAUCUACUACUUCACCUAUGAUAUCACGCUGGCAAACAAACACCUGGCAAUCGGGCUGGUGCACAAUGGGCAGUACCGCAUCCGGACUUUUGACGCCAACACUGGCAACCACGACGUGGCUUCGGGCUCUACCAUUCUCUCCCUGAAGGAGGGGGACGAGGUCUGGCUGCAGAUCUUCUACUCCGAGCAGAACGGCCUCUUCUACGACCCUUACUGGACCGACAGCCUGUUCACUGGCUUCCUCAUCUAUGCUGACCAGGAUGAUCCCAAUGAAAUAUAGGGGGAAAGCGGGUGUGCACUGGGGGAAAGGGAAAUGGGAUUGGAGGGGAGCCUUGGAAAACUAUACCUCCAGCGGGGGAAUGAUCUCAAACAAGCUUCCCUCCCACCACUCACUGUCUGGGAUGGAGUUAUUACCGGUUCUUGCUCCCAAAGCCCCAGUAACUAGAAAAAAUGAUUGCCUCCCCUUGCCCUGUCGCUAGCCUAGAAACUUCCAACCUGUCUCCAGCUCCAGGACUGCUUGCUCCACUUUUCCAUGGGCCCUGGUCAGAGCGCGGCAUGCUAGCCAUUUGGGACUUUUUGGAAGUCAGAGUCAACCACUGUGCAGUUGCCAUUUAACUUGUUCUCUGCUUACUGGCCAGGUGUCAUCUCCGUCUACCAUGAGGCUUUCCUACCCUGGCUCCUUCUGCUUCGGAGGUGGAGUUGGUGAAAGAGAUCAUUCUGGGGUGGAGAGAGAAGGGUCUGCAGUGCACAGGCAUGCUCUCACUUCCUCAUUUCUCCUGGUCUCACUUGAUACUUGCAAAUCCAGAACUUUUGAAAAAGAGCAGAUGUGUUCUGGAAUAGGGAUGUUUUCAUCCCACAGCCUGUUCCAGGGUGUUAGAGAGCAGAUCCAGGGAGCAUGCUCAGAGUGGAGUUUUUA